AUGACACAACCGAGAACACAUAAACAGGCGAAGAUUAACUUCCUCUCCAUUAACGCCAGAGGCCUUAAUCAACCCGAAAAACGCUCCCAGGCGCUGCGCCACUUCCACAGUCAGAAGUCUCACAUAGUGUUCAUUCAGGAGACACACUUUAAGGAAGGUCAGACUCCUAGGCUGACAGACAGAUAUUACGCACAAUGUUUCCUCAGCAAUAAUCCAGAAAGGAAAUCCAAAGGCACAGCCAUUCUGAUACACAAAUAUCUACACUUUGCACCCACGGCAGUUUUGAGGUACGACCACGGCCGAUAUGUCUGUGUUAAAGGAGCAAUUGCAAAUCGCACCUACACACUCGCCAACCUCUACGCCCCUUACAACCGCCAACACCACUUCAUAAGAAAGGUGGUAAAAGCAAUAGAGAAGUUCGCAGAGGGGUGCCUGAUCCUAGGGGGUGACCUGAACGUGGCCCUGCGGCCAACACUAGACACAUCCGCUAGAUCCUUGACAAUACCACAACAUGUAUUGACCAGUAUAACGAAGACCCUCACUGACCAGCGCCUGGUAGGCUGCUGGAGAACUAUGCACCCAGAGGACAGAGACUUCACCUUUUUACUCCAGCCCAAACAAGACGUACUCUAGACUAGACUAUUUCUUCAUCCAACACUAUUACUUGACUGACAUCAGAUGGUCCCACAUAGGCACCGCGACCUGGUCAGAUCACCCCCUGUCAUGAUGACAUUGACUUCACCACUGUACAGACCUACAUGCCGCAACUGGAGACUGAACAAAUCCCUUCUCAAUGGCCCACUGGUGACUGA
Molecule: messenger RNA, 812 nt
Organism: Pelobates cultripes (western spadefoot toad)
Lineage: Eukaryota; Metazoa; Chordata; Amphibia; Anura; Pelobatidae
Source: the annotation of a GenBank genome assembly